AUGUCUGCCCAAGAACUCACCCCCCCAAAGCGGUUCAUCACCGAGAACAAUGCAGAGGGCAAGGCCGUUUUCAGCACCCAAAUCCCUGAGCAGCUGCCGGCCAGGGUCAUUGAAUGCGGAGACAAGUUCUUCCUCGGCUACACCACAAACGAGCGACCCGUUGACAUCAACGGCAACAAGGACGUCGACACAUACAGCGAAUACUUGACCAACGAGCCGGGCAUCGUUAUCCCCGGCGGGACCGUGCUACGCUUUGUCGAUAUCCGCCCCGGCGGCGUGUCCCCGAUGCACCGGACGGUGAGCCUCGAUUACGGCGUCGUGGUGGAGGGUCAGGUCAUCAUCCGGCUCGACUCGGGCGAGAGCCGGCUGAUGCAGCGCGGAGACGUGACGAUCCAGCGCGGAACGAUGCACGAGUGGGAAAACGCGAGCAAGACGGAAUGGGCGAGGAUGAUGUAUGUGCUCCAGGACAGCAAGCCGUUGAUUGCUGGAGGCAAGCCGUUGGGUGAGGAAUACGGCGUAGGUAUGGGAGAGGUGCGUCCUUCGGGCAACUAAGAAUGAGCUGGGUGCUGGGGGCCACCAUAUUAGGCGUUGCUGGGGAUGACCAAGCGGGCCGCAGUAGACAGACACACUCGGGAGUCGAAACAUGCUCAAGUUAGACGCCGGAAAUUGGAAAUGCAAAUAGAGGCUUUCCUGUGCCAGACCAUAAUUAAUAGCGUCAACUCGCAAAUGAGGCUGAACCUGUUGUAAUGAGGUCCAG
Messenger RNA from Ilyonectria robusta, 757 nucleotides. Its product is annotated as cupin domain-containing protein. The record is from RefSeq and is a predicted model, not a curated record. The transcript has a single exon. Lineage: Eukaryota; Fungi; Ascomycota; Sordariomycetes; Hypocreales; Nectriaceae. Bases 1 to 552 code for a protein of 183 amino acids.